UGUCACGUGUGGGGGCUGGUCCAGCGACCUGGGCUAUACGACCCGGGUCGCAUAAGAUUUUCUUCCCUCUGCCACCGCCGACCAACUCCCAGCACUUCUGCCGCCGCCUCAUCUCCCCCCCAGCCCCGGCCACUAAUUCUGCGAGAGAUGGCAUCCCUGCGCAGCGACAAGCGCCAGCGCCAGAGCGAACCCACAACCCUGAUGUCGCUCGGCGACGACAUGCUCGCCGAGAUCCUCUGCCGCCUCCCGUCGCUGCCGUCGCUCGCCAGGGCCGCCUGCGCAUGCCCGCGGCUGCGCGCCGUCGCCUCAUCCCCCUCCGUCGCCAGCCGCGUCAGGUCCACGUCGCCGGCCCCGCUGCUGGGCUACUUCAUCUCGGUCGCCGGCGGCGCCAUCCCGUCCUUCCACCGUGCGCUCCGCCUCCCCGACAGCGACGUCGCCGGCGUCCUCCGCCGCGGCGACUUCCACCUCGCGGGUCUGGAGGACUACGACUGGCGCCUCAUGGACUGCCGCCACGGCCUCCUCCUCCUCACGGGCGACCGCUGCAUGGCCGUGUUCGACCCCGUCGCCAACUCGCGGGCGCGCAUACCCCACUGCACGAACGUCAGCAACGGCGGCGGCGGCAAGUCGUCCUUCCACUGCUUCCUCCCGGCUACCGGCGGCGCGGCCUCGUUCCGCGUGCUCUGCCUGGAGAGCACGGGCGGCAGCAGGGUGCGUCCGCACGUGUACAGCUCGAGCACGGGCGAGUGGUGCUCUCACUCGCUGGCGCCCAAAGGCAUCAGGCCGCCGCGGAGGGGCGACCAGCACUCGUUCCACCACUACUUACCGGUGCACGCCGGCGGGCGCGUCUACUGGAGGACCUCCGCGGAAACGCUAGCCUCGCUCAAUGUCGGGUCCAUGGAGUUCUCCCAUGUACCCCUCCCGGAGAAACUGUGCCGCUACUUCCCCUACGUUGUAGGGGACACGGAGGACGGCACGACCUGCAUCGUAUCCGUCUCAGCCAAAACCGCUGGCCUCGACAUCAGGGUAUGGUUUCUCAAGGGGGACAAAUGGGAUGAGCAACGCAGAGUGGAUGCUUCCCAUAUGUUGGGCGCUGAUCGCAUCAGCGCGGCCAAGGUCUGCAAUGUGACUGCUGGCGUCGUGCUGCUCUCCACCGGCAACAAGCAUAAAGGCCUGGGGUAUGUUGCCUUUAGGAUAAAGAACACACCCGGGGAAGGUGGAACCAAGUUGGCGGAGUUCUUCACCUCCGCUGGAUGGGUGCACCCCUAUUUCAUGGCAUGGCCACGCCCCAGCUUAAAGGCUGCUAAGACUACUAGUGAAAGUGAGCAAGAAGGUGUUGCUGGUUUGAACAAGAAGAAACAAGUGUGACGGAUAAAGAAGCUGGUGUCUGUGAGAGGAAUAAACCAAGUCUAAAGCACUAGAAGCAACGCCUCCGAGUGUUUGAUGUAUUCAAGUGUUCAGUUAGCCUGUGCUCUUUUGUUCUGCUCUUAGCUUGCAAUCGAACCAAGAACUUGUGGUCAUGUUAGUCAAACUCCACUUCUAGUGUCAAAUCGUGUGUCAUGGUGUCUAGUGUCAUGGUGUCUAGUGAUUUCAGCCGGUGAACUUUCUUCUAACAUUCUGAAGAAAACUUGUGCCGAAUGAUGCUCACACUGUCUCAUAUACUCAUGUUUCCCAAGUUUAAAGUGGUAUUCCAGACAGCCUUAAGCCUUGCUCGGUUAA
Molecule: messenger RNA, 1716 nt
Organism: Lolium perenne
Lineage: Eukaryota; Viridiplantae; Streptophyta; Magnoliopsida; Poales; Poaceae
Molecular function (GO): protein binding
Source: RefSeq, a predicted model, not a curated record